UGACGAUUAGGGUGUUCAUACAGAGUGACGAACGAUGGCGAGUAAUACGUGACCCUUGGGCUAGUUCCAGACAAAAAAAAAGAGAUAGCAUUUCAGCUCCAGACUCCGGAAGAGUAUUUCAUUUUCAAGGUGAGUUCUUUUUCAACGUUAUUUACGUACACCGCUCGUUUAUCAUGUUUCGGUUCCACGUUCGUUGAUAGCAUCGCAGUUGCUAAAAAACAAACGUUAAAGAAAAAAAAAAAUCGUGUGUUUACUCGCAGUAUAUUCAGAGUGGUUUUGUUAAGCUAAUUUUCGUUAUAAAGUAUACUUAAAUUUCCCAAAUGGUGAACUUGUUUUCUCGAGCUUCAUAUGAAGUGUUAAAUCAUGCCUGCGUUCUUCUUUCGAUGCGCAAGUAUUUAUACCAUUGUGAGCAUCAGCUAAGCUGCAACCGGCGAAGUCCUGUAUUUCAAACGGUUCAGUGUAAAAAAACUCUCCAACAUGUUACGAAAAUAGGAAGAUCAGGUUUUGGUUUUGUUGUAAGUGGUUUGGCAUGUCAGCCUCAAAAUAUGGGAGAAGUUUUGUUUGUUUGGCCAUUGUAGUGGUACUAUUAGUUUUUUUAUGGGCUGUACAGUUAUCUGAUGUCAUGGAUUUUGUUCCUGUGAGAAAGAAUUUGCACACUCCUUCAAGGCCACAUGGUAGUAAUAGUAGUGCUGUUAAUCAGACCACUUCAAUAACCACCCCAAGUUCUUCACUUACAACUCAGAGGAAAACAAAGGAAUGCAUACCUCAUAAGCCAGACAAAGCUGGUCAAGAACUGAUUGUGAAGUAUUAUGGCCAGCCAGGACAAGUGGAGGAUCGAAAAUGCUCUGGUACACAUUACCCAGAUAUUUGUUCUUACCAACGAGCAGAUUCUGGGGAAAUUAACGUGUCUUGUGAUGCAAAGGUUUGCGGAUCUUCAGACAUCCAAAUGGCGUCUGUUGAUCCGCAAAUGGGAAAAUCUGUAACUGACUGGAAAACUUUAUCAAAGGACAGACUCACUGCCUCAGUCCAAGAGGCCCUGAAAACCAACCAAGAAAGAGGAUUUGAUUUUCUCUUCUUGAGAUGUGGAAGUAAUCUCCAGGUCUUUUCCUUUCCUCCAAUUUUUAAGAAAAUUGAAGAUGGCAAAACUAGAAAUAAUAUCAAUAUUAAUGUGAUUAUGUUGGACUCUAUUUCGCGACCGCAUUUUUAUCGUACCAUGCCAAGAGCUGCUGGGGCUUUUAAGAAAAUUAAUGAUGCUGCUGAUAUAAAGGCCAGGGCACUGGACUUCGAACUUGAUCAGAGUAUUGGUCAACAGACUUUUGAGAAUUUAAGACCAUUUUUUUCUGGAAUUCUUAAAGAUGAUAAUGAGAUCAGUGCUUCAGGUGAGAACACGAAGGCCCCUUUAGGAAUGGAAGUGCUGUAUGGUGCCUUCCAGAAAGCUGGUUACCAGACUCUCUUUCAAGAGGACCUUUGUUGGUAUGACAUUUGGGGAAGUUUGCUAACAAACAUUCGAAAACGUCCUGUACCUAGUGGAGAUGCUGACUUCAAAUCCAGGUGGAAAGAACUUCGAGAAAAGGAGGAACACAAAACAAUCAAUCAUUUUGGCUUAACACACUUCUCCUGUACAGUGUUAAAUUAUGUUUUGAAGAGAACUAAUCAUUAUGACUACCCCCCUAAAGUUUGCUUUAAUGGACAGUUUUUCAGUUGGUAUUUCAUGGACUACAUAACCAAGGUGUAUACUGUACUGCAGCAAGAUGAGAAAGCUAAACCACUGGUGUCUUACAUGCAUUUUAACACUGGACACGAAACAACUGGUAAAAGAAUGAUUAACUUGGAUGUUGGCUUGGCAAAGUUCUUCACAGACAUGGCUUCAUUUCCUAACACACUGACUCUGAUAUUUUCUGAUCAUGGCCAUAAAAUGACCUCAUUUAGUUACACUCCUGAAGGCAGGAGAGAAUUGUUUGAUCCAGUAUUCAUCAUGAUUGUCCCUGAUGGUGUCGCAGAUAAACUGGGUCCAGAAAGGAUGGGAGCCUUGGUAACAAACCAAAAGCGCAUCUUCAUGUUGUAUGAUGUUCACAAAGCACUCAUGAGUUUGCACAAUCCUCAGACAAUGAACUCCAGGGAUUAUCAAAUAACUGGGAUAUUCUCAGAAAUACCAGCUAACCGCACUUGCGCAGACUUGUUCAUGCUUCCUUUGACACGAUGCAAAUGUGAGGGUUUUGAUGAAGAAGGUCACAUCAAAGAUAAUGCAGAAGAUCACAAGUGGCUUGCAGAAGCUGCAGUUGGUCAUAUGAAUGAUGCUAUACAAAGGCAUUACGAGAAAGAGGAUAAAAACUCAAAGAAAAACCAAGGUUAUGGAAACUGUGAGCGCCUAGUUGGAAAAUCGUUUACUUCUGUUGUGAAGCGUUUCCAAGGAGAGUUCAUCUUAACAACAAUGGAUGUACAUGUGGUUCCUCCAAAUGGAUACCAAGAUGAUGAAAUUUUUAAAGUGUCUGUCAAACAGUACUCCAAACCAAGACAAGGAGUAUUUUUUCUCAGUUUUGUUAGAAUGACAAUGUACAACAAAUUUGUACCUUGCCAAGACAAGUCAGUAGAUAUUAAGCUCUGUGCAUGUGCUAAAAAUCAAACCUCCAAUGAUACUAAAAAUGGAGUAUUGUUGGGGAAUGGUGUUCCUCGGGAAAUGUUUGGUGCAGAAACAAAAGUGAAGAACUUGGAUUCCAACUGUUUGCUGUUCUUGAGAAGGGAUUUUGGGACAUUUUCCUUUGCACUGGAAGUAACAAAUGUAUGCACAGAUAGAAUGUACAAAUUUUCAAUGACAGGUUCUAUGGAUCAAAGGAUUUUUUCUACUGCUUUACCAAUUAGUCGUGAAUUACCACCAAAGACUUUCUUUUUUUUAACGUCUGUAUUCAAAUAUUUAUCAAAAGUUAAUCAAGCUUUGAACUUGAGAGCAAGUAUACAAGUGAAGAGGGCUGGCUCCAGUGAAUUUUCAACCCUAGGAACUGCUAGUGUCUCGUGAGUAGAAAACAGCCAAAAAAAUUCAAAGUUUAAUUUGCCACUGGAAAAAAUAAAUCCACACCAUUAUUUGGUUAUUAAAAGUGGUUUAAAAUAUUUUGUUUAUUUAAAAGGCACAAAUUCCCUUCCUGUAUAAUCCAUAAAUAUGUCAACUUCUAAAUCACAAUAAAAGAAUGAAAUGAGAUUUAGAACUCGAGACGUAGAAAAAUUUUCAAACUACUGAUUGAACCAGGUCAAAUUCUGAUAUGAACAUCUUUAAAUGUCAGUGUGAUAUCAAAAUCAGCUUAAGGAAUAUUUUAGAAUAAAAGUCUUCACAGUCCAGUUUGUAACUUAAACUAUCCACAUCAUAGGAAAUCACCAAAUGAUUCAAACUCAAUUCUGUUUUACUAAUCAAAGGUAAUAAAGAAUGUACAUGGAAUUUCUAAAAAACUGAGAAAUAAAGACAAAUUUGCAAUUUGUAUCACA
This is a messenger RNA of Stylophora pistillata, 3474 nucleotides long. RefSeq lists its product as uncharacterized. Lineage: Eukaryota; Metazoa; Cnidaria; Anthozoa; Scleractinia; Pocilloporidae. The record is from RefSeq and is a predicted model, not a curated record.